AUGUCUGCUUCAGGAACCAAGCUUGUUGUUGUAGGCGAUGGUGCUGUCGGAAAGACAUGCCUCCUUGUCGUUUAUUCUAAAGGUGAAUUCCCGAAGACAUACAUCCCAACUGUUUUCGAUAACUACACAGCUAAAGUUAAGGUUGAAGAUCAAGUUGUAAAUGUACAGUUAUGGGAUACAGCUGGUCAAGAAGAAUUAGAAAACCUUAGAACUUUAUGA
Molecule: messenger RNA, 219 nt
Organism: Trichomonas vaginalis G3
Lineage: Eukaryota; Parabasalia; Trichomonadida; Trichomonadidae
Product: small GTPase mediated signal transduction
Exons: 1
Coding region: 1-219 (72 amino acids)
Biological process (GO): small GTPase-mediated signal transduction
Molecular function (GO): GTPase activity; GTP binding
Source: RefSeq, a predicted model, not a curated record